AAAUUGAAAAUAAUUUCAUUACUCCAUAAUUCAUCAUUUUACCACUAACAUUAAUCAAAAAGCGCAUUAAAUAAAUUAAUAGAAUCAUUAGGUUUACCGUGAGUUAAUUUGUAGUGUAAUGAAUUGAAUUUUUCACACGCUUCUGAAUGGAAAAAAAACAUCGCUCAGGGGAAAUGGCAAUGAAAAAUUGCAGUGUGGGAUUUCCUCAUGAGUUGAUCACAAGAGAGAUUGAGAGAGAGAGGAAGUUCGUCUCCUUGGGAUUAAACACCGUUUCCGCUUGAUUCACUCCCAUCGCAGUGCAAUCUCGUGACACAUAUCUUGCGUUUGCUUUUCUUCAAAAAGAAAAAAAAUUUCACAAUGACCUAAACAGAAUUGCUUUUAUCUCCACGCUCGACGCAUUAUCAGACACCUUAAAAGUUUUCAUGCUCUUGUGUGUGCGAUAAGAUCAGAAUUCGGUGCAGAAAAGACUCGCUCAAGACUUGCGGGUAUUGUCAAUUGAGCAUAUUCGUGGGCGUGUGUGCGACGAGAGGCACUGCCGACGGUGUGUGUGAGUGGAAGUGAGAUGCGCUGAGAUCUCUAGAACACUUUUAAUUAACGUAAAAUGAAGACAGGUGUAAAUUGAUAUAGCACUUGCAAUGGUCGGGCUUUGAGCGUACACAGAACGGAGUCACGAAUUGAGUGGCUGUCGAGAGUGCUCCGUGAAAGCAUCUCGGGUCUUUUGGUGUGCUCAGGGGUGAAUCUUCCUCUGCUUCCCUAUCGGAUUACGUGCGGCUGAUCCACAUGCGGCUCCCUGGGGAUGUAUUGACAUAGACGCAGAGAUACCCUUCGAAUGUGUGAUACGAUAUUUAUAUAUUUUCAAAGUGAUAAAAAGAAGAAGAAUAAGUAUCGGAGGCGAUAAGAAGGCGACACAGUCACCUGCAGGUUGGGUGGAAAACACGAAAGACAUUCACUUCUCGGCGUCAAUUGGAAAAGAGCGGUGUAUUUUCACCUCACAGUGACUUAUAGACGGUGUUUCGUGAGGGAUUUCCCAGUGCGAAGUGCGGCGCUUCAGACAUUUGAUAUUAUAUAGUGACAUUCCCGGCUUGUCUUUUUUUCCAUUGGUGAAAAAUGCCAUGUUUCUUUCGAUUCAAGAGCUCCAAAGGAUAUGAUCUGCCCCAGGUGAAUCCCCAGCAGCAAAAUGGCAAUCGUGAGAAGCCAAUUGAACGAAUUAAAUCCUUUCUACCGUCACAAAACCCCAUUCUGCCACCCGAACAGCCGCAGGCCAGCAGCAGCCGAGAUGACCGCAACCGGCAUAACUUGACCACAAUUAUGGUGAAUGGCGUGACAGCGGAGCGCGAUGAGGCGAAGAGGAGCCCGGAGGAGGACAAACCGCCAAUGCCCCCGCUCGCGGUGUCUCCGCAGAUCACGGCCAAGACCAAACACCCCAAGAGGCCUGUGACGUCAAUUAAGAAGCACGCCCCGACGCCGCCGCGCAACGAGCUGCGGGUGGAGGAUUCGGGGGUGAAAGUUGGGGGUGAAGCACCUGAGAGACACGUCGUCUCGCUUCAGGUGAGUGAUGCGACGCAGAGCGAAGGGAGUGUCGCAGAGAGCAAGAGCGAGGCGCCCGCUGGGACGCCGGAGAUUCCCAUGAACGGGGACCGGUCGUCCACCUCCACCACGGGCACUGAGGGACAGUCGACGGGGCGGAAGAGUUCACAGAAGUCCAGCGAAGGGGUGAAGCCCAAGGCGAAGAAGCGCUCGGGCGUGGACGGAGGCAAGUUUGAGCUGAAGGAUGUGCAAAUUGAGCCCUACCCGAAGGACCAGAAGACCCUGGACACCCUCAAGGAGGCCGUAAUGGCUAAUGACUUUCUGAAGAACAUUAUGGAUACGGAGCGAUUAGACCUGAUUGUCAAUUGCAUGGUGCCGGGCAGCUCGAAGGAGGGCACAUUUAUCAUCACCGAGGGCGACAUUGGCUUCUACCUCUACAUUUCCGGCGAGGGCGCUUACGAGGUGCUGAAGGGCGGCAAGGCGAUCAGCUCCUUCGGCACGGGAGUGGUGUUCGGCGAGCUGGCGAUCCUGUACAAGGCCAAGAGGUUCGCCUCCAUUCGCGCCACGACAGACGUCCAGUACUGGAUGCUGGACCGCCAAGUGUUCCAGAAGAUCAUGAUAGAGACUGGGCGGAAGGAGCAGGACGACAAUAUGCGCUUCCUCAGCUCAGUGUCCAUCUUCCGUGACACUUCGAAGCCGAUUCUGCACAAGAUAUCGGAUCUGCUCCGCCGCGAGUUCUACAAGACGGGCUCAUACAUCAUCCAGCAGGGCGAGAGAGGUGAUAAAUUCUACAUCAUUCGGGGCGGAACAGUGACCGUGACGAAGAGGGACGCCGAGGGGCGCUCAGUGAAGGUGGGCGUCCUCAAGAGGGGCGACUACUUUGGCGAGAAAGCCCUGCUCACCGAGGAGAGACGCCUCGCGAGCAUCAUCGCCAAUGAUCCGGGCACAGAGUGUCUGGCGCUGGACAAGGACUCCUUCCUCAAUUACAUCGGACCCGUGGAGAGUCUGCAGAAGACCUCCCAAGUCACGGAGCCCAUCAUACCGGCGACAACAGUGGUGAAGACAGAGUUCAGCCACAUCAGGCUGGAUGAGCUGGAGCUGGUGGGAACGCUGGGAGUUGGCGGAUUCGGGCGUGUGGAGUUGGUUCAGUAUCGCAAUAAGGAGAGCUUUGCCCUCAAGUAUCUCAAGAAAAUCGAUAUGGUGCAGCAGCAGCAGCAGGAGCACGUCUACAAUGAGAAGAACAUCAUGGCACAGUGCAAUUGUGAAUUCAUCAUCAAGCUCUUCGCCACGUUUAAGGACAACAAGUACCUCUACUUCCUCAUGGAGCCCUGCCUGGGUGGCGACAUUUGGGGAUUGCUGCAGAAGCACCGUCGAUUCGACGAGAAGGUCAGCAGAUUCUUCACGGCGUGCGUCGUGGCGGCCUUUGAGUACCUGCACACGCGAAACAUCGUGUACAGAGACCUGAAGCCGGAGAAUUUGAUGCUAGACUCUAAGGGUUAUGUUAAGUUAAUUGACUUCGGCUUCGCCAAGAUCCUCGGUCACGCGCAGAAGACGUGGACUUUCGCCGGAACGCCCGAGUACGUGGCGCCGGAGAUCAUCCUGAACAAGGGACACGACAGAGCCGUGGAUUACUGGGCGUUGGGCAUCUUCAUCCACGAGCUGCUCGUGGGGAAGCCACCGUUCCGGGCGAAGGACCACCUGAAGACUUACACACUGAUCCUGCGCGGCAUCGAAUCCGUGGACAUGUCGAGCCACAUCCCGAAGAAGGCCCAGGACGUGAUCAAGAAGCUCUGCCGCCAAAUGCCGCUGGCCAGGCUGGGCUAUCAGAAGCAGGGCAUCGCGGACAUCAAGAGCCACGCCUGGUUCGCGAAGUUCGACUGGGAGAAGCUGCGCAACAAGGCCAUGGUGGCGCCGCUGAUCCAGCCCGUGCGCAACGUGACGGAUCUGACCAACUUCGACGACUGCCCGUCGGAUCGCGAUGAGCCGCAGGAUGAGACGUCCGGCUGGGACAGAGACUUCUAAUCUUGAUCCCCCCUGCAGUCAUUCCGAGGCAUGCGUUGCUGAUAAGGCGCGCUCGCGUGUGAAUGCUCUUUUACAUCAUUGAUUCCCUUAUCGAUAUAGCAAAUUAGUAUUUAAUCAAUGGCAUUAUGUAUCUAUAUGGAUUUGAUACAAUGACGCAAUCACACAAGCUUGUUUUGUAAAACACCCAUGGAUUUGUCAAUUUGCAAAGAUUGUGUGCCAUAAGAGGAAAAUUCCCAUCGCCAUCAAGAUGGCGGACAUUUGCCGGGCGCUGAAAAUCCCAUAAAAAUGAGUAAAUGAUGUGCGACUGAAUCAAGAGAAGUGCGAGUGUUUAUUGGACUGAAUUAAAUGAACAUGAAUCAUUCCCAUUAGACUCCGUGUUUUGGCAUUAAGUGUUUUAUUUUCAAUCGACGUCAAGCCUAAUUGGAAAUCAAUAAUGUCCGAUAAGGCAAAACGAUUUGAUCGAUUUAUAUUAAGCUUUUCAACUUGUGGAUUAGCAUCGACUGGGUUAACUUUACCAGUUAGCAAUAUGAUAUUUUUAUCCGCAAAAAUUUUGAGUUUCUUCUAUUGAUUUUUCUGUCUCAUUUUAUAUUCACUCCCAGUGAAAUUCGAGAAAAGUGCCCCAAAAGGAUUCGUGUAUGGUGUUUGGAAUA
Messenger RNA from Phlebotomus argentipes, 4199 nucleotides. Its product is annotated as cGMP-dependent protein kinase 1. Gene Ontology annotation, molecular function: cGMP-dependent protein kinase activity; ATP binding. The record is from RefSeq and is a predicted model, not a curated record. Lineage: Eukaryota; Metazoa; Arthropoda; Insecta; Diptera; Psychodidae. Gene Ontology annotation, biological process: protein phosphorylation. The transcript has 4 exons. The coding region runs from base 1108 to 3549 and encodes 813 amino acids.